AUGCCCCUAAAAAUCAUCAAAUCCAAGUCCCCAAAAAUCGUGCUUUUCUACCAGGCCUCCUGUCCAUUUUCCAAUUUUCACCCCGCCCAUUUUUCCAUUAAAAUCAAUGGAAAUUUGGUAAAUUUCAGCUGCAGUGAGCAGUAUUUUAUGCAUCAGAAGGCGUUGCUAGCUAAAGAUCCAGAAGGAGCAGAGGAGAUUCUGAAAAUGACGAAGCCAUUGUUGAUGAAAAGAGCCGGAAGGAGUCUGGAAAUGACACCAGAAAUGCUGGAAGAGUGGUCCUCAAUAUCUGAAAAUGUCAUGUACGAUGGAUGUCUUUUGAAGUUUUCACAAAACGAGGAUUUGAAAUUGGCGCUUCUUCGGACACGUGGCAUGCUGCUGGCGGAGGCAUCGGCGAGAGAUAGGUUGUGGGGAAUUGGCCUCGGCGUCACCGACAAACGAGCGGAAGACAUGAAGCAGUGGAAAGGGGCCAAUAAAUUGGGAAAAGUUCUCGAAAAAGUUCGAGAAGAGAUUUGGCAAAAAUCAAGUGAAGAACUUCGGAAAUUUCUGAAAAAUGAGGAUAUGGAGAAGCGAUUUGAGAAUUUGGAGCAGCUUGGAUAA
This is a messenger RNA of Caenorhabditis briggsae, 597 nucleotides long. The record is from RefSeq and is a predicted model, not a curated record. Bases 1 to 597 code for a protein of 198 amino acids. Lineage: Eukaryota; Metazoa; Nematoda; Chromadorea; Rhabditida; Rhabditidae. The transcript has 4 exons.